Cydia strobilella is the source of this 2140-nucleotide messenger RNA. RefSeq names its product midnolin homolog. The record is from RefSeq and is a predicted model, not a curated record. The transcript is spliced from 2 exons. Bases 870 to 2012 code for a protein of 380 amino acids. Lineage: Eukaryota; Metazoa; Arthropoda; Insecta; Lepidoptera; Tortricidae.
GUCAUAUAAAAUUAUAAAGCCACUAACAAAUAUCCUUCUGGAGGGGAAUCAAUAAAUCCGAUUGAAUUAUAUAAUUAAAUUUUACUGAACCCGUUUACACUUGGGAAUAUUUACGGACUCGAAACUGACGCCUACAAGCGUUAUUUAUUACUGACGCCGGCCAUAUUUUAUGGCCAUUUUGUUUUAUUAAGAUUCAUUAUGUAACUCGCCGUCAGUUAUUUUUUAUUGCUAGAAAAUGACUAAAACGAUUGAUAAUUUAUAAAGCCCUCGCGAUGUUUUGUAAUCACGGCCCUUCCGACGUGGCCGAGCCUCUAGACGGCCGUCACUUAACUGAUGGCGUCGCAAAUUCGAACCUUCAAAUUCGGUAACGGCGUUCACACAGCGAACUAAUCGAAUGCGUUCCUUUGGAACGGUAACGAAAUACUUAUUUCACACAACGCCGGUAAAAACGAUUCUAACGUGCCAUUUCCUAAUCUGCAAUUGCAACUCUCGCAGCGUACAAAUUGGAACGGUAAUCGCUUCGCUGACUUCCUAGAGUGUGCCUUGCUCACUGCAUUGACUGCAUGCUUCGUUGACAAUGGUCGUUAUUGUCUUUUUGUUGAUAUUACGGGUUUAUUUAAGUGAAAUUGGAUAAAUGGUCAUCUCACGAUAUUUCGCUAUUCAAUCCUGUUCGGUGCACCGACCGUGCGGCGCGGGCUCGCAGCGCUAUAGUAGCCUCGGCUUCAAAUACGACUAAAACUUAGGAAUGAAUUAAGUAUACACAGACUGACAACAAAAUGUGAAAUAAAUUUCUAACGUAGUGUUACAGUGUUCCUUGGGACUCGUAUGCUGGUCUAGAUAUCUAGAUAAGUGUGUGAUAAGACUGAGAAAUGGAUUUGAGUAAAUACCUUACAGUGCUGGUGGUGCUCCUGGUGGACGGUGGCGAGAGCGGUGGACACGGAGGGAAACAUCAUGAUCAUGUGAAACUGCAUGUACCCGAGUUUAUUCACCACGACCACCAUACAAAAGUGAUAACGAUUCACCAUCAUCACCAUAAACCAAAAAAGGAACAUCAUCACCACCACCACCACCAUCAUCAUAAGCCCCACAUUCCUCAUGGACAUCACUACCAUCAUGUAAAGAAGGUGCAUACAAAGAAGACGGAGAGCAAAGGCCACCAUGGUCACCAUGGCCAUCACGGACAUCACGGUCACCAUCACAAAAACCAUGGGCAUCAUGGACAUCACGGGCACCACGGCCAUCACGGCCACCACGGUGGUCAUCACCAUCACGACAGCCCCUCGUAUUUCCCUCACCACGAUGCUCCUUCGAUCAGCUACGACCCCACACCCACGACCUUCGAAGAGGACUUCGGUGGCUACAGCCCAGCAGUGACGGCUUACGGUGCGCCCGCAUUCAUCCCUCGGACACCACAGGUCCAUGGCAUAACGCACACUGUCAAACAGGUCAAAGUGUUCGAUUCGUUACCAGGUGGCAUACCGAGUAUCACAAAUGGACACGCCGCCGGCGGUGGAGGCUAUCAAGUGACAGAGGAAGGAGAAGAGGAAGACGACGAUUUUACAGCAAUAGACGGACUUCAACAGAGUUAUCCUGGAACGUUCGCUUUUGUGCGAAACGCGGCACCGGACCUAGCAUCUAACGAUAUAUUCUCCUCGCUACCUCCCCAAAGCACAAGUCAGGCUGCCAAUCACGAUCCAUUUGCAGAGUCUCCUACACCUACGGCUUUUAGCGGAAAUGAAUUCACCAGCCCCUCAGCUCAGGCUCCGCUGUCCUCUUUAGUGCCAACUAAUAAUGUUAUCCCUAGCGCUGAAUCGACUCCCGAGUUUCCGGUGACAUUCCAGGUGGAGCCGACCGGGUUUGACGAUCCCGCGAAUGCGUUUGCAGGGGCUCAGGCCGGCAGCACACCGCUGUCGCCUGAGGACAAGGCGGUUAACGACAUCGUGUCCUACUCGAGGGUCGCCGGCAUACAACAAACUAUUAAUACCGGAGGACACGAAACUGUGGUUUAUUAGUACUUAUUAUUUAUACCAUAUUUAAUUCAUGUGUAGGUAUGUAUAUCAACAACGCCACAUUUUGUGCGGUCUGUUCAAUCGUUCUUAUAUAAAUAAAUUAAAUAAUGUAGAACAAGAAUACUACUGAG